AAUGACAACAGUGUUCCGCUCUGACGUAUUUGGAAUUGAUUUCUGUCACCAUAUCGAUUCUUUCUUGGAGAAGUGACGGAAGCAGAGCAAUCAAUUCCAUUUCUGAAAGCCAGCGCCAUUACAAAAACAAAACAGCCUGGACAUAAGAUACUUCUAAAUCAAGAGCUAUAUCUACAAAGGGGCUUAAACAUGCUGCCCAUUAUUUUUGCCCUGUCAAUGACAGUAUAUACCACACAAGGAGCCAGCUAUUCCGACCUCCUCCUCAACGAUCUGUCUCAGCUCUAUCAACUCCAACAACCUGAGUCAGGUGGACGAUAUGGUUACUAUGACGACGAACUUGUUGGGAGGAGUAUGCCUGAUGAUUGGUCCUUAAACAUGGAUGACCCUAAUCUAUUCAGCAGAGCAUCAAUCAGGGACCCAGAAUUAAUACAACAGUUGCCUAGCCUUUGGGGAUACCAGUCCAUGUCUGGUGGAACAGGAGGUGGAAAAGAAAAUCCUAAACAAGUAAAAACUGACAAAGUUCUUCCAGCUUACUGUAACCCACCAAAUCCUUGCCCUGUUGGAUAUACAGCUGAUGAUAACUGCGUGGAAAAGUUCGAGAAUUCCCUUGACAAUAAUCGCCGUCUGUUAAAACAACAAGACUGUCCAUGCGAUGCAGAACACAUGUUUUCAUGUCCGGCUGAAAAUGACCAGGAAAUUAAGCAAACAGGAAACUAUCCAGAAUGGAUGCAGCAAAACUCAAACUCAGAUUUGGACAGUAUGAGUUUAGAGAAACGCGAGAAGAAAGGUGGCAACCAUAUGAGAUAUAGAAGGGACAAUGAACGCAUCAUGGAAAUACUUCAAUCUAAACUUGAGAAAAUGAAGAACAACCCUUAUUUUAGCGGACCACACAGAGAGGUUGCUGCCAAAAAAGGCGAUCCUCUAAUGAACAAACAUUGAGUUGUUCACGCGUAAAACCAAUUGGUUUAUUGUUUGCUACAGUUAUGUUGCUUAUUGUUCGUAUUUCUUUUCAAAAAUGUAUUAUUAGACGAGAACUUCAAAAAUCUAUUGAUCCAAAGAACAAUUUAAGCAUUAUUUUUCAAAAUAUAGGAUCAGGGCUAGGGGACAGGGUCAAAGUAUAAAAUAGAUUGUUGCUAGUGUAGUCCUCUUCUUGUCCACAAAUGUUGCAAGGAAAGUGUAAUGGUCAAAAUGUUCAGUGGACAUUUUUUCUUUCUUUUAGUUGCUUAACUGCUCUUUCUUUUUCUAGGUGUCUUUGUUUUGAAAAUGACUUUUAUUCAAUUAAAUUAAGUUAAAAUUAAUAAGCAAAGAUAUAAGACACUGCAGAAAAUCACAGACCACCAACUAUAAAAUGGGGUUCUCCAGGCCGGUGUAAAACUUCUGAAGACUUUCUGCUUAUACGUAUAAUUUCCUCUUUCAUUUGUGUGUAUGGAAUGCAGACAAUAAACGAAUAGAUCUGUUACGCUCGGGGUCCCUCAACAGUAUCAGAAUGUUAUUGCCAUAAAUAUGAAAUAACUCAUUAUCUUCCUACACUUUAUCUACAUUUCGCCAACACAAAUACUGUUGGACUCUCAUGGGCGUUGCACGAUUCCAAAUUCCAUAACGAUUUUAUAACAUUGUGUUCAAAUAUUUUAUUGAGGGUACUUAACGGUUCUAUAUUACAAAGUCUAUCAAUUGUUGGUUUUAAAAUAAAAUAUAUUUACGUUU
Messenger RNA from Mytilus trossulus (common blue mussel), 1704 nucleotides. Its product is annotated as neuroendocrine protein 7B2-like. Lineage: Eukaryota; Metazoa; Mollusca; Bivalvia; Mytilida; Mytilidae. Gene Ontology annotation, biological process: regulation of hormone secretion; neuropeptide signaling pathway. The transcript is spliced from 6 exons. Gene Ontology annotation, molecular function: enzyme regulator activity. Gene Ontology annotation, cellular component: secretory granule. Bases 190 to 939 code for a protein of 249 amino acids. The record is from RefSeq and is a predicted model, not a curated record.